AAAGGAAGCCUGUGAGUAAGCCACUCAAAGGCAACCUGGACACGCAGAAGGAGUCAGCUGGACUCUUCGGUGCUUUGCGUGUCCAGCCUGGGGUUUGGAUUUGCUGCUGGCUGGAGGCCAAAGGGUGCAGAGUGGGAAGGCAGGACCAUGUGGCUGUCUCCGGCUCUGCUUCUUCUCAGUUUCCCAGGCUGUUUCUCCAUCCAAGGCCCAACGUCAGUGAGAGGCCCAGAGCAGGGGUCAGUGACGGUGCAAUGUAACUAUAGCUCAAGAUGGCAAAAGCACAACAAGUGGUGGUGCCGAGGAGCGUACUGGAACACCUGCAGGAUCCUCGUUCGAACCACAGGAUCAGAGAAAGAAAAGAAGAGUGGCCGCUUGUCCAUCAGGGACAACCAGAGGGAGAACUCAUUCCAGGUUACCAUGAAAAUGCUCAAGCAAAACGACACAGGCACCUACUGGUGUGGUAUCGAAAAAAUUGGAACUGACCGUGGGACCAGAGUUAAAGUGACCGUUUACUCGGUGGGGAAAGAUACCAUGUCUACUUCUAAGCUACUUUCCUGGCCCACUGUGGACAGCAGUGCAGACGUGAUGUCUUCUGACAUGCACAGGAGGACCCAUUACAUACUUCUGGUGUUUGUGAAGGUGCCUGCUUUGCUCAUCUUGGCUGGUAUUGUCCUCUGGCUGAAGGGCUCAAUGCAGAAGGUCCCUGAGGAACAAUGGAGGCACACUCUCUGUAGCAAUUUGGACUCUGAACUUCUGGACAAAGACAUUGCUCCUUAGACUGACAGAUUGAGCAGAGCCUUCAUUCCAGAGGAGACGGCAGCCAGGGAGGAAGCGUCCUUAAGUCCUCAGUGGGC
Messenger RNA from Acomys russatus (golden spiny mouse), 854 nucleotides. Its product is annotated as CMRF35-like molecule 7. The transcript is spliced from 4 exons. Bases 148 to 777 code for a protein of 209 amino acids. Gene Ontology annotation, molecular function: transmembrane signaling receptor activity. The record is from RefSeq and is a predicted model, not a curated record. Gene Ontology annotation, cellular component: plasma membrane. NCBI's taxonomy places the organism in Eukaryota, Metazoa, Chordata, Mammalia, Rodentia, Muridae.